Molecule: messenger RNA, 999 nt
Organism: Fukomys damarensis (Damara mole-rat)
Lineage: Eukaryota; Metazoa; Chordata; Mammalia; Rodentia; Bathyergidae
Gene: Slc35f4
Product: solute carrier family 35 member F4
Exons: 5
Coding region: 87-836 (249 amino acids)
Source: RefSeq, a predicted model, not a curated record
AUCUUGUCAGUGUCAUCAUCGUGGGUUGGAACCACACAGAUUGUAAAAAUCACUUAUAAGAACUUCUACUGUCCAUUUUUCAUGACAUGGUUUUCAACAAACUGGAACAUUAUGUUUUUUCCAGUCUAUUAUUCUGGGCAUCUGGCCACUGCUCAAGAAAAGCAAUCUCCAAUGAAAAAAUUCAGAUAGUCGCUGCAAUAAUGGCAAUUACCGGCAUCGUCAUGAUGGCCUACGCGGACAACUUCCACGCGGACUCCAUCAUAGGCGUGGCCUUUGCAGUGGGCUCCGCCUCUACGUCCGCGCUAUACAAGGUUCUGUUCAAGAUGUUUCUCGGAAGUGCCAACUUUGGUGAAGCUGCACACUUUGUCUCCACCUUGGGUUUCUUCAAUUUGAUCUUCAUCUCCUUCACCCCAGUCAUCUUGUAUUUCACCAAGGUGGAACACUGGUCCUCUUUUGCAGCUCUGCCGUGGGGCUGUCUCUGUGGGAUGGCAGGACUGUGGCUGGCCUUCAACAUCCUGGUUAAUGUUGGUGUGGUGCUGACAUACCCAAUCCUGAUCUCCAUUGGGACAGUGCUCAGCGUCCCUGGAAAUGCAGCUGUGGACCUCCUGAAGCAGGAGGUGAUAUUCAAUGUUGUCCGCCUGGCUGCAACCAUCAUUAUCUGCAUUGGGUUCCUGCUGAUGCUGUUGCCUGAGGAGUGGGACGAAAUCACUCUGAGGUUCAUCAACAGCCUGAAGGAGAAGAAGAGCGAGGAGCAUGUGGAGGACAUGAAGGAUUCUGGGGGGCACCUGCGGAGCAGGAGCAGAGUCAACGGCACCGUGUCCAUACCGCUGGCUUAGAGAUGGGCGCGAUCUGAAUGCACGUCUAUGUAUAUUCUGUGAAUAUAAUGAAAUUUUCUCACUCCCUGUACACUCAAAUGACAAUAUUCAUUCUGAAUUUGGAUAAACCAUAUGUGAAAUAAUGCCAACAAUAAAAGUUUACAUUUAUAUGCUUACCAAGGAG